Messenger RNA from Ochotona princeps (American pika), 2417 nucleotides. RefSeq names its product MAP7 domain containing 2 (gene MAP7D2). Gene Ontology annotation, cellular component: microtubule cytoskeleton. Gene Ontology annotation, biological process: microtubule cytoskeleton organization. Bases 64 to 2292 code for a protein of 742 amino acids. The transcript has 17 exons. The record is from RefSeq and is a predicted model, not a curated record. Lineage: Eukaryota; Metazoa; Chordata; Mammalia; Lagomorpha; Ochotonidae.
GGCGCGCGGGUCCCGUGCGGCGCGGAGGGCCGGGCAGUGCGCCUGUGCGGCCGGCGCAGCCUGAUGGAGCGCGGUGGCGGCGGUGGGGCCGGUGCCCGAGCUGAGGUGACUGCGCGGGGCACCUUGACCCUGGGAAGGUUGGCCGAACCAGGCUCGGUGCGAAGCUCGUCACCCGGCCAGCGGCUGUCUGGUAUGGAUGGAUUUUUGAAAUCAGAUGAGAGACAAAGAUUAGCCAAAGAAAGACGAGAAGAAAGAGAGAAAUGCCUGGCUGCCCGGGAACAACAGAUUCUGGAGAAGCAGAAGAGAGCCAAGCUCCAGUAUGAGAAGCAAAUUGAGGAGCGAUGGCGGAAACUGGAAGAGCAGCGACAGCGGGAGGAUCAGAAGAGGGCUGCUGUGGAAGAGAAGAGGAAGCAGAAGCUGCGGGAGGAGGAGGAGCGGCUCGAGGCCAUGAUGCGCCGUUCUCUGGAGCGCUCGCAGCAGCUGGAACUGAAGAAGAAGUGUUCAUGGGGAGCAUCCCAGGCCACAGGACCUGGAGUUCGGGAUGGUGAAUCUGAAACUGCCCCACCCCCUCCUCUAGCUUUAGCAGCCAGCACUCUUGCUCCGGAUGCAGGGGCCGCCGCCGAGUCUGCCAACGCAUGUGACACACUCUCAACAUCAGCCAUGAAUUUGCCCAAGCAGACGGAGCCUCCCAUGAGCAAACGCCUGUCUUCAUCCACUGCGGCAGUAUCCUAUUCCCCAGACCGAGCUUCUUCUGGCCUUUUAAAGUCUUCUUACAAAUAUUCUCCCACUCGAACAAUCGAGAAGAAGGCUGUACCUACAUCUGGCAUUGGAGAUGCUGAGAAAGGAGCCCCCGCAGGAGCAGAGGCCUCCUUGAUGGAUAAGGUGAAGAAAGGGCUACGAGUGACAACUUCUGUUCCUUCUGGUGGCCUUGGGUCCCCUCUGAGAAGAUAUGAUUUUUCCAAAGGCAUGUCUGAGAGGCCGUCGUCUCCUAUAAUAUCCAAGACUUCGAAAGCAUAUCCACAGUCUCCAAAGACGAUGAAGCCUCCAUACGUAGGGUCUCCAGUGAGACACCGCUCUCCCGUCCCUCCCAGUCAGGAAGUGCUGAAGAAGAAAGCAGAGAAAGAGAAGAGCAGCAAGGAAAGGGAAGAUGCUUUGGCUCAGCAGAUGGCUGCGCUGCACGUGGAGGAAGCCUCCGAGAAGCGCGGAGUAGUUGAUAAGCAUGCAGGAGGAAAGGCCGAAGUUAGCUCAGGCUUAGGGAAACCCACGGCAGGCACCGCUGAUGCAGAAGAAGCUGCAAAAAUCCUGGCUGAAAAGCGGCGACAGGCCCGGCUGCAGAAAGAACAGGAGGAACAAGAACGACUGGAGAAAGAGGAACAAGACAGGCUAGAGAGAGAGGAACUCAAGAGAAAGGCAGAAGAGGAAAGGCUUUGCCUGGAAGAAGAAGCCCGCAAACAGGAAGAGGAAAAGAAGCAGCAGGAAGAGGAAGCCAAGCAGAAGGCUGAGGAGGAGCUGCUCCUGAAAGAAAAGCAAGAAGAAGCCGGGAGUGAGAAGCAGCCUGUACCUUGGUUUGCUUGUUUCCAUCAGAAAGCAGCCGCAGAAGCCAAGGCCCAGGAGGCAGCUAAGCACCUGCGUCUGGAGAGAGAGCAGAUCAUGUUGCAGAUUGAGCAGGAGCGACUGGAGAGAAAGAAGAGGAUAGAUGAAAUCAUGAAGAGAACAAGAAAGAGUGAUGUACCUCUAGAAGUAAAGAAAGAAGAACCCAAAGUAGAGAUUCAGCCUCCUGUGUGUAUGGAAAAUAAGAUAAAACCAGUUAUCCCCGACAAAAUAGAAAUCAGUGGGUUGAACACCUGCCAGGAAGUUAAUGGUGUAGGGCACACUGCCCCGGAAGUUAAUGGUGUAAGGCACACUGCCCUACAAGUUUUUCCUCCAGACAUUUUCUCAAAUGGGCUUAAACCAGCUGGGGGACUCAUUCAUCUGGAUGCCCUUGAUGGAAAAUCAAACAGUUUAGAUGAUUCUACUGAAGAGGUUCAGUCUAUGGAUGUGAGUCCUGCUUCAAAAGAAGAGCUUAUAUCCAUCCCAGAGUUUUCACCAGUGAGUGAAAUGAUUCCUGGGAUGUCUCUGGACCAAAAUGGAACUGGCAAUGCCCGAGCACUUCAAGAUCUCUUAGAUUUCACCGGCCCCCCAGCGCUCCCCAAGCAAUCCAGUGAAAAUCUCAGCUUGGAUGACUGUAAUAAAAACCUUAUUGAAGGAUUUAACAGUCCUGGCCAAGAAACCAGUCUGCACAGCUUCUGUUGACUAAUGCAGCAUAACUUUAAUGAAGGUGCUGCUUGGCAACUGUGAAUCUGCUGCUGUCACCUGAAGCUCCUGUCAUCCUUAACAUGUGGAUCCCGGGUGUUAGCUGCCAUGUCACUGUCUCCCUC